This is a messenger RNA of Ascoidea rubescens DSM 1968, 156 nucleotides long. RefSeq lists its product as uncharacterized. The transcript has a single exon. NCBI's taxonomy places the organism in Eukaryota, Fungi, Ascomycota, Saccharomycetes, Ascoideales, Ascoideaceae. The coding region runs from base 1 to 156 and encodes 51 amino acids. The record is from RefSeq and is a predicted model, not a curated record.
AUGGAUCAUACAGCACCGCUGUUUGAGUGCUGUUCAAGUGCUGCUGCCUCUGCUGCCCCUGCUGCUUCUGCUGGUUCCACAGCACUCCCACAAGCCUGGAGCGGCCCGUAUGCCACAAACCGCGGUAUUGCGCCUCCCGCAGCGCCACAUGCAUAA